AUGAGCAAUCUUCCACCGCCCGAUCUACUCUCGCUCUCCCGGACCAGCAAGUGGUUCCGAGGCUUGCUCAUGAAGCGCUCGGCUCGGUAUAUUUGGCUGCGGAGCUUUGAGCUUGUUGGCCUGCCACCGGUACCAUACCCCGACGAAUGCGCUGAGCCGGAGGUGGUGGAGGCGCUACUUGGAAAGUGCCAUUUCUGCAAAAAGGCGGUACCGCACCCUUUUGGAAGCUUCAGCUUGCCGUUCAUCUGGGCGUGCUACAAGUGCGCAUCGCCGAGUCUGUGGAGAUACGACGAGCGCCGGGUCCGCAAGUCGUCAAUGGCGUUAGUGAAGAGAGCAGAUGUCUUGGACCUCGUGCCAUCAACUAAAGGGGGAAAAAACCCGCAAUUCUAUACCCCUUACCUUCGACGCCUCGAGGACGAGUACACCAAUGUGGUCGAUGACGAUGAAGCGCGCGAGCAAUGGGUCAAGAAGCGUAAGACGCUGCUUCGACAAAGCAAGGAGCAGUAUGAUGAGGCCUGCCAGCGCUGGCUUCGGGAAUAUCAACGCCCAUUUCGAGAGAGAUUUGUGGAGAAACUCAAACAGUUCAUGAAAUACGUGGAGCUGCACGACCCCGAACUCGAGGUAGAAUUUUGGUAUAUGAAUAGCAACGAGCAAAUCGCCUUUCAGAAGGCGACGGAGUGGAGGAAGUACCCGGUCAAUGAUAAAAGAUGGAAAGCCAUCGGUCCCAGGGCUAUAGAAAUACUACAGAAACACCGCCAUGAGCGGCUUAAGAAUACAGACGGCCAGACCGCGGGUCCAAUCGAGCGUGUCUGGGGAGGAAGAAAUUGCACGGCGGGCUGA
Molecule: messenger RNA, 840 nt
Organism: Schizophyllum commune H4-8
Lineage: Eukaryota; Fungi; Basidiomycota; Agaricomycetes; Agaricales; Schizophyllaceae
Exons: 7
Coding region: 1-840 (279 amino acids)
Source: RefSeq, a predicted model, not a curated record